Racocetra persica is the source of this 1018-nucleotide messenger RNA. Lineage: Eukaryota; Fungi; Glomeromycota; Glomeromycetes; Diversisporales; Gigasporaceae. The record is from the annotation of a GenBank genome assembly.
AGAGACCCAACACCACCUGAGUUACCCGAACCUUCCGAGCUACCAGAACCAGAAGAAGGGUCGAAGGAGAGGAAAAGUGACUAUAAAACCGCUUUAGAUUACCAAAAUACUGAUACAAGAUGUUCUAUGAUGGGUUUACAUAAUGAAUUAGUUCCGAAAAUGACUUCUGUGAUUUAUCAUGAGAUUGCCAAUGCAAUCUUUUGGCGAAGUGAUGGGCAGAUAGACUUAAGAAAAACUGGUACGUAUGCAAUGGCAAGUCUGCGCUUCUUUCAAGAUGUAGCUAGAUGUCCUAGAAAAGCUGAAAACUUAUCGCCAGAGGAAGACCAGUGGAUAAGAUCAGCAUAUAUAGGAGGUUUAACGUGGGCCGAGCCAUAUGAAGGAAUUGCAACCGAGUUAGAUUUCAAUGAAUAUUACCCACACAUCUUAGCUUGUGGGAGUACAUGCUGGCCAAUAGGUCCAGAAGAAUUUAAAACAUUUACACACAUUAGCGUUAAUCCUAUCAACUUUAAUCUAAAAUACGGAAUUUAUCAUGUUUUUAUAGAAGGUCAGCCAGCAGGUCAAAAAUGCACAAGAACUUUUCGUUAUAAUCCUGCGGGAUAUUACACUCACCAUGACAUACAAAUGGCAAUAGAUCUAGGUCUUCAUAUAGAAUUAUCCUCUGAAAGUCCUAAUGCUUUAAUAUUUGGGCCAAAUCAGCUUAUGCGCGGAGAUGAAAUUUUCUAUCAAUGGGCAAGUUAUCUUACAGAAAUCAAGCAUGAAGGCGGACAGGCAGGUACAGUUGCCAAGCAUAUGCUAGUAUCACUCUGGGAGCGAUUAUAUUCAGAUAGACGAAGACCAGGUCCUCAUCGACGCAUGGCACCUUUUAUUUCAGCAAGGGGAUGCAAAACAGUAUCAGAAAAAAUCAGAUCACUAGGUGAUCGUAUAAAGCGCGUCCAUACAGAUGGGUUUAUUCUUUCAGGUAAAAUUAGCGAUCAGGUGAUUGGAAAACAAGCAGGAGAGUUAAAAAUAGUUAAUGCAG